AUGGCGAUGCCGCCGGGGCCCCGCGAGCGUUUCGACCUUAUGCUGGGCUCCGACACCGAGUCGGAGGUGGACGCCGGCUCUGGGGCGUCGAGCCCAGCCUCCGCGCGUGGCGCGAAGACCUACCUGCUGACGGACGGCUCGGAGCAGGAGGAGGUUUCGGAGGAGUACGAUAUCAAUGAUGAGUACGACUUCGAUGCCGAGAAGGUUGCCCAGCGGCUGCGGGAGGGCGCGAGCGUGGAGGAGCUCACCAGGGAGGUGGAGGACAGCAUGGCCGACCAGCUGCAGACCCGGCUGGCGGCGGCCGCCGAGGACGAGCCCCAGGAGCCGGCCUCGGGCGGGCACACCCCCCGCAUGACCGGCGACCUCUCGAGCCGCAUGACGCCGCCAGCGUCGACGGAGGCUCCCCUCGCUUCCCCGACGGCGGGCCUCGCGGGCCUGGCCGGCGCGCUGGAGGGCCUGGGCCAGGCGAGCCCGGCCCGGCCGCGCCGCCGCCGCCUGCCGACGGACUACCGCGAGGAGGGCGGCCAGACCAGGAUCCUCGGCCCGUGGAAGAGCACCGAGGUCGGAUCCCUGAGCCGGCGAAAGAGCUCGGCAUGGGAGCUCAUCCAGAGGCUCGUCGGGGGCGCGCCCGCAGACCAGGUGGGCAUGUACCGCGGACAGGCGCUGCAGGCCACCGCCAAGUACCUGGCAGAGCGCUCCGCUGCGGACAGCGCCUACCUCGCGGACCUCGGCGCCCCGCCCCCGGCGCGCCCGGAGCUCUCGUCGGCGGCCGCGCCGGCAGCCCCGGAGGCGGUGCGGCGGCUCGCGGUCCUCCAGCGCACGGCGGAGCGGUCCGCCAGGCUCGCGUCCGAACUGCGGGCUUUCCUGGAGCGCCACGCGCGCGCCGAGGGGGACAUCCGCCGCACCGUGAGGCUGGCGACCGAGGACGCAGAGGCGUCUCGCGGCGCCGAGCAGGAGGCUCGAGCGCACGUGUGGCCGGAGGCGCCCCCCUUGCUCGACGAUCCGCUCAAGGGUCACUUGCGGGGGGGGGAAGUGCCAGAGGGCACCUGCGCGUGGCUGGCCGUGACCAGAUACUUGGCUGCGUGUCAGGCCCUCCAGGACGCCCACUCUGCAGCUCAGUCUCGCCUGCACCGCAAGGAGCUGCACCUGGCUCAGCUGCAGGUGCUGGUGGACAACGUGUUGGGUCAGGCAAUCUCGGCCUCCUUGGACGCGACUCCAGACAGCGUCCCAGAGAUCGUCCUUGGAGACGGCGACGGCGCUGGCCACGCGGAGCCUUCGGAUCAUGGCCCAGGUGAGGACGAGGGGGACGACGACGAGAGCCCCACUGCGAUCCUGUCAAUGGAGGCUGCGCCGCUCGUGAUGCAUCAGCUGGCCGUCGACGUGUGUUACCAGGCCGCGGAUGCGGCCCAUGAGGAUUCCGCUGACGAGUGGAUCUCAUCACACAUACUGGUUUCUGUGGAUCUCUGGCUCCAUGUGUGGGGCACGACCGCCGAGACGGUGAGUGGCCCCCCUCUGCAGAGCACGCCGAGUCAGAGCAUCUACUUGCCCCGCGCGUGCGCAGGACCCGUUGCCAUCGGGGUUUCGAACCAGCCGCGGGUGCUGCAUCUCAAACUUCGGAAGACCUCAGACACGGCCAGCCCAGCCAGCACAGGCGUUUUAGGUGGCGUGGCUGAUUGGGCGAAAGGGGCGGGCCGGCAGGACCUGAUCGCCUUCCUGACAGGCGGCGAUCCUGCGGGUCACGAGUUCCCGCUGAUCCUCGAGUUCCGGGGGUCUCCCUCGGCGGAGAUCCUGCUGAAGGACGGCUGGACCCCGUGCCACGCUGCGGCCGGCAUGGACCACCCCGGCCGCAGGCAGUACCGCGCCAUCCUGCAGGUGCUGGUGCAGGAGCAGCGCCGAGCGGCCGCGGCGCGCGACGCGGUGGGCUGCACCGCCCAGGACUGGGCGGCCAUCGCGCGGGGCGGCUCGCGGGAGCGGCCGCUGAGCGCGGGCGUGGGCCCGGCAGGGCCCGCGAGGGCGCGCAGCCUGCAGCGCGGGCAGCUGCACGUCUACGUGGCGAGCCAGCGCCCCCAGUCGGCCACUGGCAGGGAGGCGGCCCCAGCCUCCCUCGUGGACUUGGGCUGGCGGGACCCGCCGGCGCCCUCGUGCGGCCACCGGGUCUUCGGCUUCGGCAGGGAGGUGGCCGCGGCCGACGCCUAG
This is a messenger RNA of Prorocentrum cordatum, 2196 nucleotides long. NCBI's taxonomy places the organism in Eukaryota, Dinophyceae, Prorocentrales, Prorocentraceae. The record is from the annotation of a GenBank genome assembly.